Molecule: messenger RNA, 2445 nt
Organism: Dictyostelium discoideum AX4
Lineage: Eukaryota; Evosea; Eumycetozoa; Dictyosteliales; Dictyosteliaceae
Exons: 3
Coding region: 1-2445 (814 amino acids)
Source: RefSeq, a predicted model, not a curated record
AUGAAUAAUGGUCAUCCUUUUAUUGUUUUAUUUUUGAUAAUAAUAAAUAAUAGAAACUAUUUUGUUUCAUCUCAAAAUAGCAGUACUGAAUUAAGUUCAUGUAUAUUUUAUACUGAUUCAAAUACAAAUAGAAUUGAUUUAUCACCAUUAAAAUCAAAAGCUUUUAAUUCUGGAAGUUACCCUAAUCAUAAUAAUAAUAAUCCAAAUAAUAAUAAUAAUAAUAAUAAUAAUAAUAAUAAUAAUAAUAAUAAUAAUAAUAAUAAUAAUAAUAAUAAUAAUAAUAAUAAUAAUAAUAAUAAUAAUAAUAAUAAUAAUAAUAAUAAUAAUAAUAAUAAUAAUAAUAAUAAUAAUAAUAAUAAUAAUAAUAAUAAUAAUGAUAAUAAUAAAAUAGGGUUUAUUUUAGUAUUUGUAGUGAAAAUAGUUGAUUACUUUUCAAUAGGUAAUUUAAAUGAAGCAAGCUUUGAAACUGAUUACAUAUUCAAUGGUAAACAAUAUGAAUUGGUAAUCUUUUACAAUUCAUCAUAUGAUCAUUGUACAAGUCAAUAUCUAUUCUCAUGUUCAAAUGAUUAUCAACAUAAAUAUUCAAUUGAUCAACCAGAUAGCAAUGUUUGUAAUAUUCAAUUUUAUUUCGAGUCAAUUUAUGCUUGUAAAAAAAAGAAUAAUUUAAUUGCAACUAUAACAUCAGUUAGUUCAAUAUUACCUUCUAUAUCAAGAUCUACUAAUAGUAGUAACAACAACACAAUAACAAUAAAAGGAGAAAAUUUUGUUAGUCUAGGUAAUAUUCAAAUUCAAAUUACACCAAGUAUUUCAAUUAAUUGUACAGAUAUUUUAGAGAUUGAAAGUGGUAUUGAAUAUACAUGUAAUUUAGAUAUUGAUGAAAUGGUAAUUAAUAGUUUAGUUGAUGGUCAAUUUUAUACCCUGACAUUAGAAAAUAAUGGAUUCAUUGUAUAUUAUUCAAAUUAUUCAUUCUUACCAUCUUGGUUAGUUUGUCCGAAUGAUUGUAGUGGUUUUGGUUAUUGUAAUCAUUUAUUUAAUUGUGUAUGUGAUUAUGGUCAUACAUCAUAUGACUGCUCAAUAAAUGUAAAUGGUUUCACUACAAAUUCAAUACCGAAACAGUUAUCGCUAAAUUCAUUUGAAAUGAUGUCAACAACAACUACAACUACCACAGAUACAACUACGACAACCACAACAACAUCUUCAAAUUAUUUACAUGGAUUUUCAAUUGAAUUUUCAUAUAUUAGAGAAGUUAAUCCAUUUGGUAUAGUUCAAAGAGUAUUACCUAUUAAUACUUUAUCAAUUAAUGAUUAUAUUAAUAAUAGUACAGGAUUUUACUUUUCAGGUAGUUCUUCAUUACCAAAUUUUAUAAACGGUGAUUUAAAUACUCAAGGUUUAUUUUAUAUAAAUAAUGAUAAUCAAUAUAGUAUUGUAAAUAAUAGUUUUUUUAAUUUCCCUAUUAUAUCUACUUCCUCAUCUUCUUCUUCUUCAUCUUCUUCUUCUUCAUCUUCUUCUUCUUCACCUUUAUAUACCCAAUUACCAAUUUCAAAUAAUUCAGUUAUAAUUUUAAUAAAUGUAAAUAAUAUUCAAUAUCAAUCACCAGAAAAUACCUUUGAUUUCAUAUUCUCGAUAAAUUCAGUAAUUAAAAAUGAUAGCAUAAUAUCAAAAGAAUCUUUUAAUGAAGCAUUGGUUUUUAGUGACAUUGAUGAAACUUCACUACUAGUUUUAAAUCCAUCUUUUAGAUUUUUAGAUACAUCUAUUAAUGAUAUUACGAGUGGUAUUGUAUAUUCUAAAGUUUUAUCACAAUCUGACGCUAGUUCACUACCAAUUUAUAUUCCAAGUUCAACAUAUUUUACUAUCUCAAUAAACGCAAAAAAUGGAUCCUUUGAGUUUGCAUCUGCCUUUAAUUUAUUUAACAAUCCAUCCCCCACCCCUACUCCCACUCAAACAUUAAAUCCAACUCAAACUCCAUCUUCAACUCCAACUUCAUCUCCAACAUCAUUACCAACAUCAACUCCAACUCAAACCCCAACAUCAUCACCAACUCCGACUUCAUCUCCAACUCAAACCCCAACAUCAUCACCAACUCCAACUUCAUCUCCAACUUCAUCACCAACAUCAUCACCAACUCCGACUCCAACUCAAACUCAAACUCAAACACUAAAUCCGAACCCAACAACAUCACCAUCAAUUAUGCCCACCCCAACAUAUACUUCGAGUGAAAUUUCAUCACAUGAAAUACCAAAGAAAGAAAUCGUAAUUCUUUCAACAUCUGCCUUUGGAAUAAUAUGCAUAGUUUUACUUUUAGUAUUUUUAAUUUUUAAAAGAAAGAGAAGUAAACCAAAUAACUUCAUAAAAGAUUAUGGAGAAGCUGGGCCAUUAUUAGAUGAGGGAUCAAAUGGUAUUGUUGAUGACAAUGCUGUUGAGGAAGGAGGAUUAAUUAUUAAUUAA